GGCUGCGUGCUGUGCAUUCUCAACAUGCACAAGAGGGUGGACAACUAAAUUCCAAAGCAUUCGGGUGAAGUGGGAGGGGGGGGAAUUUUUUUUAUUUUGGACUCAAAUUCAGUUUUUUGUCUCUUACUUGGAAUCAUGUCAGAGAGCAUCGUGAGGAAAAUUCAACCUUUCACAAUCGGGACUAAACUCUCCGCGCCAGCUGUGCCAAAGUGCUCAGGCUUCACAGAUGCUUAUUUGUCCGGUCGGACUUCUUUCUCGGAUGACUGCAAACUUCAGCGCCGACUGAACGAGCAGGUGUCUCUUUAUCUCGGACGCUCUCAGGUGUUUGAUAGACGCUGUGGACCUGCCGAGCAUCACCAGGAGGAGAUGUCUGAUGAAGACCACAGAGUCUCUCCGAACACCGUGUCCAGAUCUAUCCGUAAGAUCACCAUCUCUAGCAGCAUGGAGGCCAGAUCGAAACCAGAGAUGCAACUGAAGAUUAACCCGAACAUAGAGAAUAAUAACAACAACAAUAACAUCGCAACCUCCAAAACAGCACUGCCUAAAAUAGUCGGAGUCAGCUAUGAGAAUAAACCUAACUCACAUUUGAAGGUGUUGCUUUGUAAAGAUGCAGAAAAGCAGCGCAUUCGUGACCGUGAGAAGUUCUCCAGCUUUCCACAGACCCAGUUACUCAAAACCCAAACACGACAGGACGCGCUGAAGACAGGCAGUCCAUCAUAUGAGCAUGAAGACGUGUGUUUGGUUUCAAAGGUCUCAGCAGAGGAGAUUGAUCACAGCUUAACUCAACCGAGCGUCCUCUUUGACAGAGAGAUCACUCAGGCUGAAACAUGGAUCAGAGGACGAUUACGAGACCUGAGAGACAGCGGUAAUGUCCAGAGAUGUCUUCUGAAGGACUGGGACGAAGCACAUCAAACCCUCCAGAGAGAUUUAAAAGACUUUGAGAACACACUCAUACGGCUUAACCAGAUGGGCGAGCCAUUGAUGUGCAAGGUUAACCCGACCUCCGACUUGGUUAAGAAGAGACUGGCUCAUCUCCACGACCAGUGGAGCGCGCUCAAGCAGACAACUGCCAAUCAAAUCAAGGCGAUGGGCGGAGCUAAGAGUCUGCAGGAGUUUAAUAUGAAGGUGGACCGUCUGGAAGCUUGGAUCAAAGAGAAGGAAGAGGAACAAUCGUUGGCUAACAUCCUUGGGGAAAACAUUGACAAGAUGCAGCUUACCAGGAAGAUCUUAGAUUUGAAACAGGAUGAACAGCUGUAUCGUAAUCUACAUGAGGAGAUCAAUCACAUGGCCCUCAGGCUUGAAAAACAGGGGAAGACGGACGCAAAGACCAUCUCGACCCGAAGAAAACACAUCAACAAAAUGUGGCUGAAAGCUCAGUCCCACUUGAAGGACUAUCAUGCGAAUCUUCAGCUGGCUCUUGAAGUUUCCUCCUUCUACCAGCAGGCCGAUAACGUUAUCUGUUCCAUCAACACCAUGAGUAAAAGCCUCUCCCGAAGCAAUGGUCCGGAAAACAGCCGAGCCGGCGAGAUUCGGGACAUUGCCAGCCAAAUCAUGAUGCUGGAUGUAACCGUGUCUCAGCUCUCAAACUUACACCCGGCGCUGGCGGCCAGGGUCACACAGAAGCAGAGCGAGAUGAAAGAGUGCUGGGCCGUCCUCCAGAAGACUGUCAGGAAUGAAAAGGCGACUCAGUUGGCCUCAAACUCCUCAUUAACCAGGGAAGGCAGUGACCCCCAAACCCCAAGCCAAGAGUCGCCCGGCAGCGUGGGAACAGACCCAGGCCGAAUUAUGGGAAAAGAAGUAAAAGAAGAACACAAUCGCCUGAAGGGGUUUACGGGUAGGAAAGACGUGGAGCGCUGCAGAAAGCCUUCGGAUAGCCAAGAUGACCAACAACAGACUGCAGAUGAGCACUCGCCUCGUACAUGUGCCAGCGAUAUUAUCGUCAGAUUUCAGACAUCCACUGAGAGCAGAAACGCGGUGAGGUCUGAAUCCCGAGGCCACCCACUUCUCCAAACACAGCUCCAGAAGUUCACAGUGUCUGCAGACAAGACUCUCUCCUGGCUUAAAGACAGCAUAGCUAUGGCCACUCAAAUCUGCAACUUGUCUGGUCCAAGUGGUUUCGAAGCAGCCAAGAGGCGUCAGGCGUCACUCGACCAGGACAUCCAGUCCAACAGAGCCAGAAUAGAACUGGUCAAAAGGGAGGGUCACAGUCUGGUGAAAGCUCAACAUCUAGGCAGUACAAAGAUCCAGGAGUUUCUGAAUGAACUGGAGGUACUGUGGGACGAACUAAAGAGAAGACAUGAGAGAAACGGACUGGUUCUGCAGGUCUCGGAGGAGCUCAACUGCAAGGUGGUACGUGUUCUUCAGUCUUUGUGUAGUCUGGAGGCGUGGUUGGAGGCUGUGGAGUUGUCCAUCAGGCAGGCGUCAUUGGCAGGAGACCCCGAGUCUGUGAGCGUGGCUGAGCAAGAGAGCUUUCAGCUGGAGGAGGAGCUGGAGGCCAGAGGUUUGGAGCUGCACAACCUCAGACAGGAGGUUGAUCAUCUGAGCAGUCAAAAACAUCUUCACACACAACUACUCCCCGCACGGCUGAAAGAGGUGGAGAGAAAAUUCAGCAGUGUGCAGACUGCACUAACCCAACAGAGCUCAAAACUGAAGGACACACGCAUGCUCACAGAGUUUCUAGAGAAAGUGGAACUGGAAGAAAGCCAAUACAGCACACUUGGACAGCCCCUGUGUAGUGAUCUUGAUCCUGGAUCCUCUCCUCUGGGUUUGCCGGUGAAUGCGCAUGAGCGACCCUUGAUCGAAACCAUCGGAAACCCUGUGGAGGAACUCAGAGAAGCUGUGGAGAUGCUCAACGACACGGCACGGGAGAGAGGUCGCUCGCAGUCACAUGACCAGAGUAUCCAUGAACUCCUCUGUAGGUAUUCCACGUUUUCAGCUCGUGUUGAGCAAUGUCUUCAGCGCUGUGCAGAACUGUCUGUCGAUGUACUAGAGAUGGAGAGUGAGAUGGCUGUCAGAUGUGAGCCGGAUCGCUGUGGUCUCGAUAGUCUGCAGGAGUACCAGGACCAGCUGGAGGCUGAAUAUGAGAUCUUGAGGGAGCAGGUUGAGGUUUUGGAGAGCCAGGCUACUCAUCUGACAGAUGUUUGCCCGGAGAGAAUGAACGCUGCGGGAACUGAGAUCCAGUCCAGUUUGCAGGUCUGGGAUGAACUCGGCAAGAGCGUGGCAGAAAACAGAAAGAGACUUCUGCAGUUUGAACAUCUGCGCAAGUUCUUCAGGAACUACCUGGCCAUGAUCUCUUGGACAGAAGACACUCGCUCCUGUAUUUUCUCAGAGAGCGCUCGGCGGCAGAGCCGAGAGAACCGGGAGCCCCUGGUGGAGGUUUUGGAUCGGCAGAUCGAACAGAAGUUUGAAGAGUUUGAUCAGCUCGUCGUGGCUGGAAAGAAGCUGUUUGAUGAAGAGCAUCAUCUUAACAAAAUGAUCGGUGAGAGGAUGGAGGAGCUGAGGAGCAUGCUGGGAUGGAUUUUGGUCCACUGGAGGGCUCAGAAGGAUCAGCUGUUAACCAGAAAGAAAGCCGAAGAAGCCCAGACAGAUGCCAUAUAUUCAGAGCUCGAAACAUCACCUGAGCACUCUCAGAAGAGACUCGAGCACAUGACAUGUGCGCCCCCUGCUGAACUGGAGGACAAAUCACAGCCCAGUGAUGGAUAUGAAGUAAUGAAAAGUGUCAGAGGAAGUGAUGUCAUCAGUAACUCAGAGAGGCCCGAUUCACCCUAUCUGCUGCUGAAGGGAUCUAGUCCUCCGGCUUUAGGGGGCACUGUUAACCUGAUCCUCAGCUUCACUAACUCUGGAGACCCCCAUCUACAGGUACAGACACCUGGCAGUGAGGGGGCCGCGAUGGAGCCCGAACCUGUGCACAGGCCUGCUGAGUCUCACUCUUCUCCCUGUAAAAGCUUUUGGAAACGCUGCCAGGGGCUUUUUGGUAGUUUAAAGCGAAAGAAAAAGAUUUAUGGACACAAUGCAGAAGAGGUAAGUACCUACUUGCAUGUUACAGACAACAACAAGGCAGUAGCUCCAGUAUAUGAGAUUAUGACGCUGCCCAGAGACAAAGCCCCGAAGCCUUCCUCCUCCUCUUCCCCUUGUACCACCCCAUACUCCUUGUCCUCCAAUGAAGACACCCUUAAGUGUGCAAACAACUCCUCUAUUCACCUGCUGCCGAAGAACGGCAACAUCUCAAUCUUCAGUAGCUUAAAAAGAAAGAGCAAGAAGAGGAAGAAGAAAGACGAUCGCCGGCACACCAUUCAAAAGAUCAUGGGAGAGGAACCAUCGGAGGAGGCCGGUAUCAUGCCUGUUUAUGAACCAAUGGUGUACGACACACACACUUGGCCUCUGAAGGAAAGAAAGAAGCGGAAAAACGCAAGGAAACCAAACAGUGACGUGGUCCAAGUCUUUGACUACAUGAAGAAUCCUUUGGUGAAAGACAUUGAUGCAGAGUCUUCUAGAGAGCCUGGAUCACCACUUCACUCCACAAUAGAUGAAGAUCUCAAAGUUAGUACUCAAGGACAUGUAAAGAACCAUUGCAGAUUCCUCUCCUUAGGCUCGGUUUUGAGCUUUGACCUUCCCAAGGAUAUGAGCCUCAUCCCUAGCAUUCAAGAUGUCAUCACAAUUGGUCCUGCUGAACCCAAAAAGACAGAUGAGUCUCUGUCAGACCGGCCCACAGCUCUGAGCACCUUUAAAACAGUCCGUUCACCCCCAACACGUAAAGAUGAACCCAACCGCACUACUACAGGUGAAAUAACUCUCAUAAUUGACUCGAAAGAUGCUAAAAACAUCAUGGACAUUGUGCUUUCUGAAGAUGAAUUUCCUCCUCCACCUUCUCCGGUCAUUGAAGACAUUUCUUUUGAGGGGAAUCAAACCUCACUGUCCACUGAUCUGACCGAUAUCCAGCCAAAAUGCCUUUCUAGGAUCAGUAUAAAUGAGCAUUUUAAUUGGGAUCCAAAUGCAACUCAUCUUAACGAUAAAGAAGACCACAAUGUUAGUCCUUCAAGAGAGGCAGGACAAGAAAGAUUAACUACGGCAGAGAUUCAAGUGUCUCCCAGUGGCAACACUUCAGUUCACAGUCUUAAUGGACGUGUGUUUCACAUACCGACCAAGACCGACGGUUCUCAACCGUCAAGAGAGAGUCCCAUCCCACCUCAAGCCCAUACAUCUCACGUAGUGCUGACCUUCAAGACUAAUGGAAGGGAAGAUUCGGUGGACUCUGGGCACUCCAGCUCUGGAAGCUUCAAGUUUUGCGCUGAGGGUUCAUACACGGAUACCUCGGACUGUCAGGUGUCUAAGAGGACGAUGGUGAAGGUGCCAUCCAUAGAGGCAGGUGUCUCCAACAAGGACAAGAGAUGUGAUCCGGUCCAUCCUGACCACCAACAGUUUGAGCAAGAAGAAGAGGAGCUUGAGGACAUCUGGAAUAACACUAACAGCUACCGUCAAAGCGUUUGUUCUGAUAUCAUGUACAACGGCUACCAGGCUUUACCUGCCAUCUCCUCUCCAGACCAACAAAAGGAACCUUCAUCCAAAGAGCAAGCAGUACUAUUUAGAAAACUGGUCACUGCCUCUGCGCCCAAUCUUCUUGUGGCGGAGUUCAGAUUGCCAUCCUCUAACCCAGACGCGGUGGGUUGUGGUAUGCAGCAAGUCUCAAAGGAAGCUAUUUGCAUUCUGGGUAAACGGGAGAGGAGGUCAUGGGCUGCAUUUACUCAACAAGAACAGGUUUACAGACAGGUGGCCAUCAAUGAAACAGCCUCAGAUCAUGUGAAACUACCCGAAAUGGAGGACCAGCAAAAGUAUAUUUAUCAUUAUAAGGAGGAGGAGGAGGAAGAGGAGGAGACAGGGUUUCCAAAGGAGCAGCUCAUGAGUCGUCUGUCUGUUGAUAUGGGAUUAGAGAGACCUGCAAAUGACUCCGAUAUUCAGAACGGGAGGCAGGAACUGCCAUCUAUGGAGGGAACACUAGAGAGAAAACAGAAACUGCAACUGGGAGGAAAAAGAGCAUCAUGCAGAGGAUGGAGCUCUUAUCAUACUGUACUUUACAAACAAACAAUGUGUUUCUAUCAGGACAGAAAAGAUACACUCAAGAGUUGUCUGACCAGUCUCCCUUUAAAUCUGAUUGGAGCUGUAUGUGAGCCCUCACCAGAGUACACCAAAAAACCCAACUGUUUCUGUUUGAGAUUGCGUGAUGGAUCCGAGUAUCUCCUUAGUGCUUCAUCAAGAUUCAUGAUGAGAAAAUGGAUCCUUGCAAUCCAAGAACACACUGCAUCUAAUGAAUCUGAAGUGAAUACAUCAGCGUGUCACAGACCUUCAGCAGACGCUGGACUGCGCAGAUGUUCAAUCAGCUGUCAAUGUACAGAUGAAUGUCACUGCUCUAUGAGGAAUUAUAUCACAUCUGCUGUACUAACACAAAGUCAUCCAACCUCAGACAGAAGCAAAGAAAUCAUCAUCCACACCGGUGAAGAUCUGCAGGUCCAUCAGAAACAUCAGGACCUGUUGAGUAGAUCAACUUCACAUGCAGGUCAUUGUGAGGAUAAGUUUGGACAAAAUCUUCACCAGCAGAAUCUCAGUGAUGUUUCUUCAUCAUCCAUCAUUCAGGGCUGGACCGGUGAAAAGAGACGCUCUCACUCAUUUACCUCCGCCACAUACCAGAGAAUAAAGCCCGUGUUGGUGCCACCUACAGGACGAGACCAGGACAGCAACUCCAGCUAUUCUGUGACUCUGUUCAUCGGAGAUCGAGAGACGGCGUCAGCGCAUAAAAGCCUUGCGAUAGCUGAGCCAAUUGGCACCGGACAAGAUUCCUCCUCUGAACUUCCUCUGCGAAGUUACAUGAGCCUUCCGCGAGCACGUAACAAAUCCGUCUUCAGGAAGUUCUUCGGGAUAAAGGAGUGACUAAAGCUUUAUUCGGCUCGCUGUAGGCCGAAACAAACUCUUGACUGUCAUGUGCAGGACACACAAGAUAAAGCUUCUUGAAAAGGCUUUUUCUUACAUAUAUUUAUGGAUCAAAUGGCGAGAACCAUUAUUUGUUUUGUUUUUUAAUGAGAUUUUGUAUUUUCGCGUGUUGCUUUUUCCCAGUCCAUGCGCCUGUAAAGUAAUAAAGUAACAAUAUAAUUUCUGUCAUGGUUUACCCAUAAAAUGUCACAGAAGUAGCUCAUGUUUGGUGUGUUAUGAAAAUAAACCCAGAUUUAAGUGAUUUACUAACCUGA
Molecule: messenger RNA, 7235 nt
Organism: Misgurnus anguillicaudatus (oriental weatherfish)
Lineage: Eukaryota; Metazoa; Chordata; Actinopteri; Cypriniformes; Cobitidae
Gene: mymx
Product: myomixer
Molecular function (GO): phospholipid binding; protein binding
Source: RefSeq, a predicted model, not a curated record